AUGUCAAAAGACGAUGCAGAGUCCCAAAUUCAACAGAGUGUGUUUCGCACGAUUAGCGACCGAUUCCAAGGUGUGCGAGAUCGAUUCUACGCAUGGCGUCAUUUAUCCUGGGUAAUUCUCUUUGUUUCUGCUCUGAAUGUGAUCUGUAUCGGAGGCAAACGCCGUGCCUUCGGAAUCUUUGUGGCCGCACUACACACCGCCUACAACGAGACCAGUAUGAGUGAACUGAAUUGGAUCGGGGACAGCUAUGCUUCACUGGGGUUCUUUCUCAUGCCUUUCGCCACCACCAUCAUUGUGCAAUCCAAUAGACCCUAUCGGUUCACCAUGUUUCUGGCUGGUGUGACGAUUUUUGUCAGUUGUAUGACUUCAGCCACAGUGCCAGAUCCGGGAUAUUUGUUCCUUACGCAUACCCUUCUACACGGAAUCGGUUCUACUUUGGUGUUAUGCGGUACCAGUUUAGUCACUGGAGAUUAUUUUGAUAAAACACAUCGAUUUCACGUGCUUGCGACAGCAUUUGUUUCCGGGGGGCCAUACGGUGUGCUAGUUUUUGGCCCAUUGUUUUCGCAUUGGAUCCAGCAUUACAGUUGGCAACAAGCUUUUAUUUAUAGCGGUAUCUUAUUUCUUUUUGUCACGUGGCUUGGUGCGAUUACAUUUUUACCCAGACAUAUGGUGGACUACCAGCAGGCGGUCACCGAAAAUCAGAAUAAGACAGGGGAACAGAAUUCGCAAGCCCCAUUACUGUUACGUAAUGCACCCAGAGCUAGUGAUGGUCGCGGGUGGGCCUUCUGUUCAAUGGCACAUUUACGUGCCAAUCCGCAAGUUUUCCUCUGGGGAUUUGAACGAUUUUUGCACAAUAUUGUGAUAUACGGAUUGCUUAUGAAUCUGACCGCUUACGUCAGUCAGGCUUUGGAUAACGAACUCAUCCGCGGAGCCAAAGUGAAUUUGUAUUUUGGUAUAGGUGAGUCCUUGAUAUUUACCAUCGGCGCAUUGAUCGGUGAUCGUAUCCGAGGCUAUUUACCAUUGACGUAUCUAAUUGGUGCGGCGUUUGCAGCACUGUUUCUUCUGAUCGUGCAAAAAAGUUACACCGACAUAAAUGUGGUCUACGUUCUGGCCGGUUUCACCGGCGGUGCUGUCGGUGUAGGUAACACUUUUCUGUAUGCGACUGCAGAGGAAGUAAUGCUUGUGCACGGUUCCAUCGCUUUUCCCAUGACCAAAAUGAUUGCUGGUAUCGGUAUGCUGGUCGCACCUGCUCUAUCUGGUUCGAUUAUCGACGGAUACGGGUAUCGGGGAUUUUUUAUCAGCAUGGCUGUUCUGGUCUGUCUCCGUGUGGCUUUGCUCACUCUGAUCUGCAUCAUUUUGCACAGGAAAAAACAGAAAUUUAUGCUAGAAGAAAUGCAACGUAAAAUGGAAGACCCAAAUCUGGUGCAUUGCUGUGAACUUACUUCGUCCGAGUGUGGACUGAAAAAAAUUCAAUCCCGAAAUGCUUCCCCCAACCGACUUGUUGACUCUCAAACAAAUGACGCCGCAAACGCGCCCACAACAGAUGCGCUUUCCAAUACAGAGAAACGACUCGAAAUGUCUGCCGCUUGGUACAAAGAAUCCCAGCAAGCUGUCCCGUGA
Echinostoma caproni is the source of this 1620-nucleotide messenger RNA. The record is from the annotation of a GenBank genome assembly. Lineage: Eukaryota; Metazoa; Platyhelminthes; Trematoda; Plagiorchiida; Echinostomatidae.